Messenger RNA from Anneissia japonica, 2269 nucleotides. RefSeq lists its product as uncharacterized. NCBI's taxonomy places the organism in Eukaryota, Metazoa, Echinodermata, Crinoidea, Comatulida, Comatulidae. The record is from RefSeq and is a predicted model, not a curated record. The coding region runs from base 1 to 1959 and encodes 652 amino acids. The transcript has 4 exons.
AUGAAGGCUGGUCGGAAACCUGUUCCCUUGGAAACAGUUGAAGCAAUCAGGCACUUUUAUGAAGAAAAUUCAAACCAGUUGCCGGACAAAAAGCUGGUCAGCAAAAAGAGCCUUAAACCAAGACAUGUUAUGGAUGUUACCAUAUCUAACUUGUAUAAGGAGUACACAAAGCAGUUUCCAGACAAGCCUGUGUGCUGCUCUGCUUUCUACAAGCUACGGCCAAAGCAUGUGAGAUACAAAAGUCAAGCGAAAUAUGUCGGAUGUCUAUGCGAGUAUUGUGAAAAUGUUCAGCUCAAAAUAGAUGCCGUAAACCAUGUUAAACCAGGAACCAUUAAGGAUGCUUACAGUCUAGUGUCACUUUCCAUGUGUAGUAAACCGUCCCAAGCUAAAUACAACCUUCCUGCAUGUAUCACUAGAACCUGCACUGAAUGUGGUGUCGAGAACCUUAACAACAUAUUGCUGGAUCUAAAUGACUCACAACAAGUUACAUGGAAGCGAUGGGAUCUCAUCGAAUCUGUCUGUUACAAGAAAGAGGCCAAAACUGUGAAGAAAAGGUCACUUGUAGAGAGAUCGGGAACUGUAAAAGAAUUGAUAGCCGAGCUUAAAGAAGAAAUUGAACCAUUUGCUGAACAUCUCUUUAACAAGGAUUGGCAACACAAACAGGAGUGUGAUCUUAAAGAAAAGUUAAAUGCUAAUGAAGUGUUAGCCAUAUAUGACUUUGCGGAGAAUUUUAAAUGUGCCUAUCAAAGGGAGGUACAGAGUGCUUACUACUCACACGAUUCAGCAACCGUACACCCAAUAGUGACCUACUAUAAGUGUAAUGAAUGCACAAAGCUUGUGACAGAAAGCUGCGUCAUUAUCAGUGAUGAUCUUGUACACGAUUACCAUCUAGUGAACAAAUUUCAGCAAAUAGUAACGUCACACUUGACUGAAGUUAGAGGAAUAACUUUAGAAACCUUCUACAGGUUUAGUGAUGGCUGCAGUGCCCAAUACAAAAGUAAAGGCCCUAUCUCGGACAUCAGUUAUGCGAUGGAAGACUACGGUUUUAAUAUUAUCCACAAUUACUCCGGGACCAGACAUGGGAAGGGGCCCAGCGACGGGGAGAGUGGUGUCAUCAAAAGACAUGCAUCAGAUGCAAUUAAAGCAGGAUCAGUGAUAAUCAACAACCCAAAGGCUCUCUUCAAGUACUUAAAGGAAAACGUGGAAAAGGGUUCCGAUGAAGGAAACUGCUGUUCACCAUUUCGCCGCUCUAUACAUUUUGUUGCUUCUCAAGAUGUAGACCGAGAACGCCAAGAUAGAGAAAUUUCAACUGUACCAGGAACUAGGAAAUUGCACAGCAUAAUGAAUGUCUCUGGAGGCAUAGUGGCAACUCGAAAUUUAUCCUGUUUCUGUGAUGGGUGCCUGCGAGGUAUUGGUGAAUGUGUAAAUGGCAUGUAUGUUAAAAUCUGGAAACAAGUUGAUUUAGGAGGGAAAUGCAGUACCAAUGACAAGCGAGUGAAAUCCAAGAAAGCAAACGCCAACACCAUCCACGUGGAUGUUGCGCAGCACCCCGACAAAGCAGCAGAUGUUUCUUCAAAUAGUGACACCGCCAACCAGAGUGAACUUGCUGUAGAUGUAGCAUCAGAGAAUUUAAUGGACAAGACACAAUUAGAUGACAUAAAAGCAAAUGAUUUCGUGGCUGUGAAGUUUGCAGAAAUGAUCAAGAACGGAAAACCAUGUGUCUAUAUGGCGAUGGUUACUGAUGUACACGAAAACUGCCAAAUUCAGUUGAAGUUCAUGCGGAGAGUCCAGUCAUGUUUCUAUGACUUUACGUCUGAGCGUCAGGCAACUCAUCCCUCCAGUGAUAUAAUUAAAAUUAUGACAGAGCCAUCCAUUGAACAAGUCAACAGGAGAUCGUACCUUUACCGAUAUGACGACAAGGAAAUUGAUGUUCUCUCAUAUCAGUUUGAAAUGCGAUAAAUAGAAUGGGAAAAAAAUGAACUGCAUGCACAGUCCCCAGGACCUGCACAUAAGUGUUACUAACUAACUAAAUAUUAAAGUCCAUUUUAUGUAUAUUUUUGGACUGAAUUUAUAAUAAUUUUUUAGGGUGCAGGUUUCGAUCCCUAUAACUUGUUAGGAGACCAUUUGUGUCCGGGACCUACUGUGAAUAUGACCACAGCAAAGCUUUUGCUUUCUUCAGCUGGGAAACACAAAUUUAGUCUCAAACGCAACUAUAAAAUGCAACUCAUGAACUGUUAGUUUAAAAAUGUAAUUGAAAUGUAAAACAAAA